AUGUCUUUCGAACAAGCUCCAGAUCAGAAGCAGCCGCAGCGUUCCAACCCCACCAUCGAUCCCGACCAAAGCGUCCAAGACGAUCUCAUGGAUCUCGAUCCGUCGCUGACGCCAGCCGCUCAAAAACAGCCGCAGCAAGAAGACGACCCCAUCGCGAAAAUCGCCGAAAUCGAGCUUUUGCCAGAGCUAUAUAGUCUCCUAUUCGAUAUCACAAACGGCAACAAACAAGCCAAGGACUUUGACAAGUACGUGGGCGCGUUGCGGUUGAAGUUGGCCAAGUUGAAGAGCUCCAUCCAGGAAAUCGAGGGGCUUGAUGAAUCUCCCGAGACAACUAAAGCAAAAAUCCAUCGGCUACGAGAGAACAAUUUGCAGAAGAGGCUCUUGUUGGAUCUGUUUAGGCGUAGAGUAGACGAGUCCUUAUAG
Messenger RNA from Lodderomyces beijingensis, 423 nucleotides. NCBI's taxonomy places the organism in Eukaryota, Fungi, Ascomycota, Pichiomycetes, Serinales, Debaryomycetaceae. The record is from the annotation of a GenBank genome assembly.